AUGCUCUUUGUACAAAUGCUCUUUGAUUUUGAUGGUGGAGCGCACACACACGGAAGAGCAGCCCCUACAGCUGCCAGCGGGUGUUUCUAAAACAGACUCGUUGCUGAGAGAGAAGGACCUGUCAAAUCUCUCACGUCCUAGAAGAAACACAAGUGAGGUUCGCGAUUGAUGCAACACAGUUUUAAGUGAAGAGUGAAGUUGAUUCAACGAUUUUGGUAAGAAGAGCCACGUUUCAAACGAGGAAUAGAGCAUUCCGACGGGAAGAUGUUUUGCGUGGCAGAACUUUGGAUGAACGUUUUAAUGGUGGGGACUUCAAACACGCGUGUUGCAGCAUUUGAAAGGACUGGACUGCUAUUCUCGUCGGCUACUGAACACAAACGUUGUCAUCGGGCUAGAGUAUGAGAGUAGGCCAUUGAGGACAAUGCUAACACAAUUUCCAAGGGCUGCUACACCGGGACAUGUGCAACGCUCCACCGCAUUCGCUCGUUGUCCACCAUGACAACCACUGCCAAUAACUUUGUUGUAAUGUAGCAAACCAACGAUCGCUUAAUUUUAUAUAUUGUUUUACUCAGACUAACACAAUGAUUCGAGUGGUUUGGUUUUUGAUGCAGCGUAAACGUCGGGGAUGAAGAUGUUUAUCUUCAGUGUCCUGGCGAGUUUAUUCGCGUUUACUUCACUGACAUGUGGCUAUCAGAUGUCGUGGGGAAAUUGGAAUGGCAAUUCGCAGAACCGAGUGAGUAAUCGUGACAAGACCACUCAACCUCACAUAAUUUUCAUCCUGGUUGAUGACCAAGGCUUCCGGGACGUGGGCUACCAUGGGUCCGAGAUCAAAACCCCAACUCUGGACAGGCUGGCAGCGCAGGGAGUGAAACUGGAGAAUUACUAUGUGCAGCCUCUCUGUAGCCCUUCCAGGAGUCAAUUGAUGACUGGCAGGUAUCAGAUCCACACGGGCCUCCAGCACUCGGUUAUCCGGCCCACCCAGGCCAACUGUCUGCCCCUGGAGAACGUCACACUGCCACAAAAACUCCGGCAGGCGGGCUACUCCACCCACAUGGUGGGCAAGUGGCACCUGGGCUUCUACAAACGCGGCUGCAUGCCCACCCAGCGUGGCUUCGACACCUUCUUUGGGUCCCUGCUGGGUAGCGGUGAUUACUAUAGCCAUUAUAAAUGUGACGGUCCUGGCAUGUGUGGCUAUGAUCUCUAUGAAGGGGAGGAGGCGGCCUGGGAACAAGAUAGGGGCCAAUACUCAACCCUGAUGUUCACCCAAAAAGCUGUGGACAUCCUGGCUCACCACAACCCUCAAAAACCCUUAUUCCUCUACUUGGCCUUUCAGGCGGUCCACUCCCCGCUACAGGUGCCCGCUCUCUACCUGGAGCGCUACAAGUCCAUCCCUAACUUACAUCGUCGCAAGUACGCCGCCAUGGUGUCCUGCCUGGACGAGGCCAUCCACAACCUCACGCUGGCGCUAAAGCGCUACGGUUUCUAUGACGAUACAGUGAUAGUGUAUUCGUCAGACAACGGGGGCCAGCCCAUGGCCGGGGGCAACAACUGGCCACUGAGGGGGAGCAAGGCAACUUACUGGGAGGGGGGCAUCCGGGCUGUAGGCUUCGUCCAUAGUCCCCUGCUUGUGAACAAGGGGACCCAAUGUCGGGCGUUGAUUCACAUCACGGACUGGUUCCCCACCCUGGUGUCCUUGGGGGAGGGGACUCUGGACGAAGACCUCAACCUGGACGGGUACGACGUGUGGGAGGCCAUCAGCGAGGGCCGUCCGUCCCCCCGACAGGACAUCCUACACAACAUUGACCCGAUCUACACUAAGGCCAAGAAUGGAUCCUGGAAGGCCGGCUACGGCCUCUGGAACACGGCCAUCCGUGCCGCCCUCCGGGUCGGUCACUGGAAGCUCCUUACUGGGGUGCCGGGCUACAGCGACUGGGUCCCUCCGCAGACGUUCUCCAGUCAACUUCUGACCAACCGCUGGCAUAACGAACGCAUCCGCUGGGACCGAGGAAAGUCCAUCUGGCUGUUCAACAUCACAGCAGACCCCUAUGAACGAGUGGACCUGUCACUACACUACCCACACAUAGUGAAGAAGAUGCUAUUGAGGCUAGCACAGUACAAUAGGACGGCCAUCCCGGUGCGCUACCCGGCUAAAGACUCCCGCUCCAACCCUAACUUUAACGGAGGGGUUUGGGGACCCUGGUACAAGGAGGAAGAGGAUGAAGACGAUACGGAGACUAACCUCUUCACUAACUACCUGGCCAAGAAGAGACGGAAGAAGAAAGCGAAGAAGAGGAAGCUGAAAAGAAAGGGGGAGGAUUAGACUUUUUUUUUAUUGUGACUUUUUGUGUGAAAGACUUUUAGAUGGUCAGAUCUCAGGGAUUGACACACAAUCUGUCUUAAAGGUUUGUCCUGCUCAAUGAUUUGAAGACUUGAAUGGACUGGUGCUUGGAUAGUAUGGGAAAUCAAUGGACAAAUGGACAUAGAUUUGCCUCAGAGUAGGCUAAAAGUAGGCUUUAUGGAAAAUACCCACUUUAAAUCACUACUGUCAGACCCAACACCUAAGACCUCAUGACUAUGGGUUAAGGCCUUUAAAAGAAUGUUUGUUUUUCUGGUUUUUAUUGCAUGCUUGAAUUCCUGUGACAUUCAGAUUGUUAAUAGAUUCAUUACAUUUCAUCAGAGGGAAAAUAAAUAUAGAAUUAAUCUUUACAGACAGCGUCAUAUAUUUUGGGUGAAAUAAAAAGAACCAACUAAACAAAACAGUUUAUUCUAUUAGCUGUUGAUUGCAGUGUUUUCAAGAAUAUGAAAAUGUAGGAUUUAUAUCUGCUAGUCAGCUGAGAUUUACUUUGUUUUAUUAGCACAGUCGGUCUGAACCUUAGAAUAAUGUAUGUUCUCCCCCCUUAGGUCUGUCUGCUGUGGCUCCAGUUCAACUUGAAUGUAAAACAAACUAGCUAACAAAAUUUAAAGACCACGAUGCAAUGUAUUUUUUUCUUCAUUUGUCUCAUUCUGCCACGGAGUCUUUUCUCAUCUUUCUCUCUCUGUACUUCCACAUCUCUCCCUUGCGCUAUCUCUUGCUCACUUUUUGUCGCUUGAUUUCUCUCGCUGUCAAUGACAAAUCUAUCAGUCCCAAUUUUUGCAGCAGUAAGUUUGUUUUGUGUGACAGGAAAGUUUUCUAUGUCUGCUGCACAUUGUCACUGCAGCCGAUGGCACGUGGCUACUUCAUACCUUUUUUUUAUUUUAGUGGAAAAUACUAUAAAGUUGAACUUGGUCCAGUGUGCCAGAUUCAACUCCUAUGUUGCUUGCCUUGAAGCGCCAGAUUCAUCAGUCGGUGUUGAACAGUAAAACAUAAAUGCCUUAAAUGGAAACAAAACACAUGGUUUUGGGCAAAGAAAUGUAACUUGCAACCAUUUAAGUCAAACAGUAUUUAAUUAGAUUUUCUGUUGCUUGACGCUGUCAAUAAACAUACUUUUUUUUAUA
Messenger RNA from Oncorhynchus nerka (sockeye salmon), 3474 nucleotides. RefSeq names its product arylsulfatase J-like. The record is from RefSeq and is a predicted model, not a curated record. NCBI's taxonomy places the organism in Eukaryota, Metazoa, Chordata, Actinopteri, Salmoniformes, Salmonidae.